This is a messenger RNA of Ictalurus furcatus (blue catfish), 4746 nucleotides long. It is a transcript of the gene pheta1, whose product is annotated as PH domain containing endocytic trafficking adaptor 1. Gene Ontology annotation, biological process: endosome organization; receptor recycling; retrograde transport, endosome to Golgi. The record is from RefSeq and is a predicted model, not a curated record. Lineage: Eukaryota; Metazoa; Chordata; Actinopteri; Siluriformes; Ictaluridae. The transcript is spliced from 3 exons. Gene Ontology annotation, cellular component: trans-Golgi network; recycling endosome; early endosome. The coding region runs from base 190 to 948 and encodes 252 amino acids.
GCCUGGUGUCACGUGACUCCGGGCUGCAGGACUUGCAGCAGCGCGAGCGGGGCUGAAGAAAGCGGCGUUGGAUGUUUUCGAGCUUUGUGAUGGUGAGCCUCGGCGUCAGUAGGUGAUGUGAUGUGAAGAGACGACGCUGCCCGAGUGUGUGUGUGUCUCUGUGUGUGUGUGAGUGUGUGAGGUGUGGCGAUGAAGCUAAACGAGCGGAGCGUGGUGCAGUACGCCACCUGUGGCGUUCCCCCGGAUAAAUCGGGCUUCCUGAUGAAGAAGAGCGAGCGCAGCGGGACGUUCCACCGGCGCUGGUGCGUUCUGAAAGCCAACCUGCUGUUCCUGUUCGAGGAGCGCGGGAGGCGCGAGCCGGUGGGCCUGGUGGUGCUGGAGGGCUGCACGGUGGAGCUGUGCGAGAGCGAGCGCGUUGACUUCGCCUUCGCCGUACGCUUCGGCACGAGCCACACGCACACGCUCGCCGCCGACACACAGGCCGAGAUGGAGGACUGGGCCAAGGCGUUAGCGCGCGCUAGCUUCCAGUACCUGCGCCUGGUGGUGCGUGAACUCGAGAAGCAGCUGGAGGAGGCACAGAAGAGGCACGAGGACAGAGCAGCAGGAGGUGGGGAGGAAAGUGCAGCGCUCCGUCCUGAUCCAGCCGGCAGGGAGAACGGAAUUUCCUGGAGCGAACCACCGCAAACCGACGAGCUCAUAAUUCCGGGACGAGACAACAGCGUCUCCUGGAACAAACCCACGGCUGCUAACGGGGUGGCCUGGGAGGGCGAGUGUGGCGUGAAGGCGCGUCCUCCACCCGUUCCUCCACGCAGGAAAAGCCCCCCUGAAGUGGGUGUGGCUCACGGAGGGGUAGGCGUGUCUCCCGGGACCACCUGCUUCUCCAAACUGCACGACUGGUACGGAAAGGAAGUGGCUCAGAUCCGCAGCGAGUGGCUGCAGAGUCAGUAGCAGGAGAGUGUGUUGGAGUCGGGGCGAUAAUCAGAGUCACGAUACAUCUCAGAUUUCAGAACUGUAGAGUUACUUGGGAAGAGGCGGGGCAAAUAAGACAAUAACACAGAGUCCUGAGUGACUCCCAGCCGAGCGUGUGAAGCUUUAACACCAGCAUGCGUUCAGAGGGGGGGGGCAGUCUGCUGAGACGAGGAGCUGAGUGUACGGAACAAAUAUACACUCAGUCUCUCCGUGUCUAAUCCAAAUCUCAGUCUCUCCGUGUCUAAUCCAACUUCCACCGUAGUAUUUUUACACUAAUUCCGAAAUAAGCGAGACUCUCAUAAAUGUCCACGUUCACCAUAGAAACACAUUUUUCACGAAUAAGAUUGGAAUUAAAACGUACUGAAACGACGUAAACGGAGAAACAGAGGCGUGACAUCGCCGUGUACGAGAGUCUAGACUGAAAGAUCGACAGGAAGUUACUGAACGUGAAUAAUUAACGUGUCCGUAUCGUCUCAGCAGACGUCUCGCCUUCUCGUUUAAGGGUACAGAGUUAACGACGUCGUCUCGGUGCUUCACCAUCCUGCCUUCUUCUUCUUCUUCUUCUUCUUCUUCUAAUCAUACUCUGUUACCAGGAGUUUUAUUACACUUUUAUACUCACUGUGUUUAAUCUUUAUACAUACAGAGGUCACUAAUACAUUUUAUACGGUUUUUAACGUUUACUACGUGUUGAAGGUGAUGUUAAGAUUUUAUCUUUAAACAGGACGUGAGGAGGACACCUCCGGAUAGCGUGCCAUUAUAUUUCAGUGCCUUUUAUUUCUCCGUGUUCGUUUCCACCGUACUCUGGAAAUAAAAAGCAGGAACUGACGAGUCUUCGGGGGGUCAGGGGCUUAAACCGUCGAGAAGCUACACAACACAACGGAUUCAGAGUAGAGCUGGUUCAGUACGAUACUGAAACCUUGAGUACUGACCGGGUACGAUACGAUACGAUACUGAAACCAUCAUUGAUUGCAAGCUUUAAACUGAGCAAAUUGUAAGUGAGGUGAUUUUAAAAUAACUGCUGAAACACGUGACGAGUCUACAGGAUAUAAAAUACGUCCCCGUCCACGCUGACCUCCGCAGAACGCUGGCUUUUAUCCACAUACAUUAAAAAAAAACCCCAAUGCGAUCACGUGCAGAAUGAAACAACUUCAAACGGCGGUAUCGUACACGUAUUAAUAUGAUAGAGUUAUAUUUGUUACACGACUCUAUCGGGUUUAUACGUUUUUAUCUCCGGUAUCUGAUCCGGUAUGAUUACAGUGUCCGUACUCUAACGGUAACAAAGUACUCAGAAACACUUUCACGCUCAACAGAUUCAUGUCCUUUAUAAAAUGGCCGCUCUGUCUGAAUGAUCGGCUCUGUGGUGCUGCACCAAUCAGUGAUGACCAGCGCUGUUAGCUCCGCCCCCGAGACCUGUUAGUUACCAUAGGCGCCCAUUUUUAAAAGGAACCAUAAAGAAAGAAAGAAAGAAAACGUCCAGCACGGGUGCUAAAAGUUUUGUUCCUUUGUGCGGUGGAAAUCCAGUUUUAUUUCAUAAUGUUUUGUUAAUAACGAUCCGUGUUUAGCGCUGUAGCAUGUGUGAGCGCGACGUUAGCGAGCUGGAGCUGGUCUUUAGCAGAAUGUAUUAGUUAUAUAUAUAUAUAUGUAUAAGUAUAUAACGGUAAUGGAAUUGUCGAGUGUGUACGUGUCACAUCCGUGUACUGUGAUGUACAGCGUUUACACUCGACAGCGAUGUCUGCGUUUCAGAAUGUCUGUCCUACGAGACAUAAACACGUUUUAUUUAGAAUAAAGAACGCGGUACUCGACGACAAACAAGCAAUCGACCUGUUGCACUUUUUUAUUUUGGGAGAAACAUUGAUACUGGGGUUUUACAGAGACUCCGUUUAUAUAUCAUAUCUAUAUCUAUAUCUGUGUACUCUACUACAUCUACUACAUCAUGUACCUCUACAUUUAACACUCUUUUAUUUAUCCACAUCCACAUUCACCAAGUGCAGCCUGAGCGCAGGAGUACCGAAGGAAUCGAACACUUUCCAUUUGAGGAAAACAAUCCAGACCUGGAGUGCCUGUUACCGUUCCGAAGUUCUUUUCCUGAAACAGCACAACGCGGCGUGUUCUAUUCCUCUGACACCACAGCAGUGACUCGCCUUUAUGUGUUACAGAACCACGGGUCUUACUUUACACCUCGAUUUUCUACAAAAACCGCUUUUCAUCACAGCAGCUAUAACCGUCGAUCCCUGACUGUCACAAUGCGCUGACACUGGAGACUCCUUCCUUAACUGUUAAAUAAAUACCCGCGUUUACACGGACAGCAGUAAUCUGAUUAUUGAGCUUACUCUGAGUAAGAUAAUAAUGUGAUUAAGGUGUUCACAUGAGUCGCUUUUAGAAUAUUCCUGUCAUGUUCCCGUUUUACAUGUUUUAGAUCAUAAUUAGAUUAACAGCCGCGUCAUUACGUCACCGCGUCACGCCGUCCGACGUCCCUCCAGAAUUUCACAUAUCAACAUACAGUUCGUCUCCGUUAUUGGACCGUGCAUAGUUUUGGGUGUUUUUAUUUAUUUUAUUUUUUUACGAACGCUUUAAGUGCGGUUAAUUAUUUGUCAUGCUGUACGUGCAAACAGACGACUGCUUGAAGCGGUGGGUGCGUCCCAAAUCGCAUACUUAUCGUCAAUAUAGUAGCCACAUUUAUUUCCUCUAAUUACAGGCCUAUAGCAGGUAAGUACGCGGUUUGGGACGCAGCCGUGCUCUCUUGUUCGCCGUCAAACGGUUGAGCGCUGCCGUGUGUGCACGUGUCCUGUCGCACAAUGCGGUGAAAACUCCCACACGACGUUAAUAGUGUGAUUAAGGUGUGUACGUGUCUGUAAUACACGUCCAUAAUGUGACUAAAACAGGAAAUACUCCACAUGUCUUAAUUCCAUUAGUGUUUACUUCGAGUAUGACUUUAAUCAGAUUAAGGUCAUCAAUAGUGUCUGAUUACAUGCUAGUGUCUUAAUCAGAGUAUCGUCUUAAUCGGAUUCAUAUCGGAUUAUCGUUGUCCGUGUAAACGCACCGAUUGUCUCCUUUCUUUAGGAAAACUUCACCACAUCAGCGCUUUUUAAAUGGUGGAACAUCCGCCGUACACGUCCCUGUGAACGAGGUGUUGCUAUGGAAACAAUAACGUAUUAGGACGAGCGCACUGAGAUAUAAAAACCUGCGCUGCUGUCAGAGCUGCUGGUAGAGAAUGAAUUCUAACUAGAUUAUCGUGAUUUUGAAGUGUUCACAGACAGAACCGUGGCUCUCUGUCAGGACUGAGACACUACAGAACCCUGGACACGGUACUGACCUGUCCUGAUUUCAGUAAGACUGUAACCCACGCUGCACGUUCUCUUGUGUCCCAGAUUAAAACUGUUGAUCUGUGCAGAAGAAAUUCCUGGGAAAUGUUUUAACACUCCGAGUCUGUAAUGUUUUUGUCCUGUUUCUGUGUCUAAUGAUUGUAUUGGCAAAUAAACCACUUCUUUUUUCCCAACAAGCGUCUGGUGAGAGUUUCACUGUAAAGUUCCUGAACUAAUCCGUGCCCGGGCUGUGAAAUAACUCAACGGCAGUGUGGUGUGAUGAAGCGGACGCGCUGUCACCACCGUGAAGGCGAUUAUUACCACAAACAAGCGUAAACUCCUCCGUCCUGAACGUGCCGGAAAACAUCACGUUACAGCUUCGCCUCCGACUGGCACUGGAGACUCCUUCUGUAAAUGACGUCAAAUAAACGUCGUCUUGUCUAAUCUAGGAAAACUUCGCAGUAUCAACCAUCUG